Metopolophium dirhodum (rose-grain aphid) is the source of this 15181-nucleotide messenger RNA. RefSeq names its product metabotropic glutamate receptor 2. The transcript is spliced from 14 exons. The record is from RefSeq and is a predicted model, not a curated record. Bases 348 to 3155 code for a protein of 935 amino acids. Gene Ontology annotation, biological process: G protein-coupled receptor signaling pathway. Gene Ontology annotation, molecular function: adenylate cyclase inhibiting G protein-coupled glutamate receptor activity. Gene Ontology annotation, cellular component: membrane. Lineage: Eukaryota; Metazoa; Arthropoda; Insecta; Hemiptera; Aphididae.
UCCGGGGGUCCGAUAGUAAAUCAAAAUAUUUCUCGUUCGUCGGACAAAUAGUUUUUGAAAACGAUUUAAACGAAAAAACAUAUAAAAUACGUUGAGUGUUAUUAUUUUGUUUUAUUGAUUUUUAAUGAAUUAAACAUAUAUCAUUAGUUUUGAAAGUGUUCGAAUUGUGUAUUGUUAAAUCUUGUUAAAUUAAUAGUAGGUACUAAAAUAUGUUAUAUGAAAAUAUCACAAAAAUAAACUUUCAUAUUUAGGUAGGUCCGACGAUUGGAUUCAUCGAUGGGUACCUGAGUUUCGAGACACCAUAAUAUAUUAUUGUGGACACUGGAUCGGAUUCAUUUCUUUUAAAAAUGGGAGACGUAUUUUAUACACUCAUAACUCUAGUUGUGCUGUGGUCUCCGUUUGCGGUGUGUUUGAACCAUACGGGAUGGCUUCGUCGAGUGUCGCAGACUCCGUUUCCGGAAGUGCGUAUGCGUCAUAUGCGGCAUUCCGGCCUUUCCACAGAGCAGUUCAUAUGGCCCUUGAAAAAAGAGGCCGUAGUCGAGGGCGAUUUGCUUCUCGGUGGACUGAUGAUGGUCCAUUCUCGCGAGGAUACGCAGUUCACUUGCGGUCCGAUAAUGGCUCAGGGCGGUAUACAGACCGUAGAGACGAUGCUAUAUACCUUGGAUCAAAUUAACAAGCAGUGGACCAAGUUUAAAAUCGGAGCCCUCAUAUUGGACGACUGCGAUAAGGAUACGUAUGGAUUGGAAAUGGCUAUAGACUUCAUAAAAGGUUCAAUUAGCAAUAUAGAUGAAACUCAAUAUUUUCAUUGCAACAAGUCUCAAGUAAGAAAAGUAAUAUCUGGCGUGGUUGGUGCGGCUUCAAGUGUCACAUCUGUUCAAGUAGCAAAUUUAUUAAGACUUUUCAAAAUACCUCAGGUCUCGUUUUGGUCAACUAGUCCUGAACUGAGUAAUAAACAACGAUUUGAGUACUUCACCCGAACUAUACCUUCAGAUCUUUACCAAGUAAAGGUAAUGGUAGAAAUUGUUCGGAGACUUGGCUGGAGUUAUAUAUCGAUCAUUUACGAAGAGUCCAGUUACGGCAUUAAAGCUUUUGAGGAAUUGGAGAAAUUGUUGCCCAAGUACAAUAUUUGUAUAGCGGCCAAGGAAAAACUAGUUAAAGAUUCAGGUGUGGCAGAAGAAAAAGCUUACGACGAUAUCGUGAUUAAACUUCUCAGCAAGCCUAAGGCUAAAGGUGUUAUAGUUUUUGGAUCAGACCAAGAAGUGGUGAGUUUAAUGAAAGCAGUAAGGAGAAAUAACGCUACUGGAAAUUUUUCAUGGAUCGGAUCAGAUGGAUGGAGUGCAAGAGAUAUGGUAUCUGAUACAAAUGAAGCUGAAGUGGAAGGAUGCUUAUCUGUUCAACCACAAGCCAACCCUGUCAAUGGGUUCGAAGAGUACUUUUUAGGACUUACUGUAGAAAACAACAAAAGAAAUCCAUGGUUCACUGAAUUCUGGGAAGAACACUUCCAGUGUCGAUAUCCAAGAAGUAUGAGAACACCGUACAACUCUAAUUAUUCAAAUGAAUGUGACUCUAAGUUCCAUCUAAGAGAAAAAAUACCAAAGUUUGAAAACCAAUUACAAUUUGUCAGCGAUUCUGUGCUAGCAUUUGCACAUGCAUUGUACGAUAUGCAUUCUGAUCAUUGUGGUCCGAACUUUGUUGGUUUAUGCGAAGCCAUGAAACCUGUUAAAGGACCCGAACUCUUAAUGUAUCUCAGAAAAGUAAACUUCACAGGUCUCACGGGCGAUAAUUUUCACUUUGAUAACAACGGGGACGGACCUGCCCGUUAUAAUAUCAUUCACUUCAAACAGGUGGAGCCGGGCACUUUUAAAUGGAUCAAAGUCGGCGUGUACUCAGAUGGCCAACUCAAUCUCAACAUGGACGAGACGCGGUUCAAAACAGACUCAUCAAAUCCACCGGAAUCCGUUUGCAGUUUGCCGUGCCAAAAAGGCCAAGCUAAGCAAUAUCUGGAGGGCGAAAAAUGCUGCUGGCACUGUUUCAACUGCACACAAUACCAGAUCCGUUCACCCACCGACGAGACCAGAUGCGAAGUUUGUCCCGGAGGCACGUUACCCGAUAGUAGCCGUCAACGGUGUUUGGAAAUACCGGAAGCAUUUUUACGGGCCGGAAGCAGUUGGGCCAUUGGGGCGAUGGCACUGUCAGUGGCAGGUAUUGCCAUCACUUUGCUAGUAGUUUCCGUGUUUAUCAAACACAAUCAUACACCGAUUGUGAAGGCCGCUGGCAGAGAAGUUUCGUACGUACUUUUGUCCGGCAUACUGCUGUGCUAUCUCAUAACGUUCGUGCUCGUGCUCAAACCCACUGACAUCGUAUGCGCCGUACAAAGAUUUGGUGUUGGAUUCUGUUUCACUGUUGUAUAUGCUGCAUUAUUAACGAAGACGAAUCGCAUAUCACGCAUAUUCAACGCUGGACGGCGAACUGUGAAACGUCCAAAUUUUAUAUCACCAAAAUCACAACUGGUCAUCUGCACGGGACUCAUAUCGAUACAAGUGCUCAUCAACGGCGUAUGGAUGCUGGUCAGCCCGCCAAAGGUCAUACACCAUUACCCCAGCAGGGAGUCGAACAUAUUAGUCUGCUCGUCGUUCAUCAACACAUCGUACGUGAUAGCGUUUGGAUACCCAAUAGUGUUGAUUGUCGUGUGCACCGUGUACGCCGUGCUCACCAGAAACAUCCCGGAAGCCUUCAACGAGUCCAAGCACAUCGGUUUCACGAUGUACACAACUUGUGUCAUAUGGCUUGCGUUCGUUCCGCUAUACUUUGGCAUUGGCAACCAUACUCCACUGAGGAUAACUACCAUGUCAGUAACCAUUAGCCUUUCCGCUAGUGUUACUAUAGUUUGCCUGUUCUCUCCGAAGUUGUACAUAAUUUUGUGUCAUCCGGAACGGAACGUGCGUCAAAGUAUGAUGCCAAAUAUGAAAUUAACGGGCACGAAAACAUUUACAACAUCCAAUACGAAUGCAUUUUGCAACAAUUCAACAAGACGACGCAGCUCAUUAGCUUAUAAAGAUUCCAGUACCGACAUGCAUAUAAGCUUGGAAAAUCGAAAACAGGUUCUCGAACGAGCCGUACAAACAGAAGAGACGAGAAUCGUACCAGAAUCGUAAUCGACAAACAAUUUCGAACGUAUAAUAUCUUUUCCUCCCCUUACCCCCAGCUAAAAGCACAAAGGUACAUGACAUGACUGAAACAAUUGUUAUGUUUUCUGGACGUUUUAAGAACUUACCAAGUCUCGGAGCCGUGUAAUAAAAAUACAUAAUAUACUAUAAAUACAAUACCAAUAAUACGAGUGGGCAUAUCAAAAAAAAAUAUAUAAUUACGAACGUUUGAAAAUUAUUUUCGUUCGUGAAAACAAUUUAAUUGCCGUGAGCCGUUUUCAAAUAAACAUAAGUUGAAACAGAUCGUUGAAAAUAUGUUAUUCAUUGGACUUUUCUCAAAACAAGUAAAUGUGUAUGUAUUUGUCUACAUUUGAAUCAGUCAAUUCCGACCGUUGUCAGUUGGAAGCAGUAUAUAAUAAUAAUAAUAAUAUAAAGUAUAAGCUACUAAAAAUAGUAUACUACUUCUAUAAAUAAUAUAUAAAGGUAAUUAUUACAAAAACAUGUCACAAACGAACUAUACAAAAAAAAAAUGUACAAAGUAAGAAAAAGAAACGUUUUGGGAUUGUUAUUGCUUGAAGCCAAUAAUUAUAAUGUAGGUACAUCGUAUCAUAAAAUAAUUAAUUUUAAAAAUAAAUUCACGUUUAAAAAUAUAUUUAAUUAAAUAAGCAUAUUAUUAUGGAAAUAAUUUAACUUUGCUGAACGGCUGUUGUCUGUUUUAAUUUUGAGUACAAUGUAGGUACUUAACAUAAAUUAGGAAAUAACUUCUUUGUUUAGUUGAAUCGUAUAUUGCUACCGAAGUUAAAUUGUUUCUCGUAAUUAAACUAGGUAGGUACUUUAAUUUAAUAUAAUUUGAAACAGUUUUUUUUCUGAAAUUAAUUAUUAUGACAUUACAUUAUUUAACCUGUAAAUGACAUGAGUAACAGACGUUUUAAAAUUAUUUUUUUUUUUUAUUGCGCUUGUUUUUUCACACGGAAUUUGCCAAGUUUUUAGUUGAUGCCAUAAUGUCACUAACGGAACGCCAAGUGGUGAGACAUGUACCUUUAUACUAUAUUAUGUAUAUUUGUUUCCUCGUCAACGUGCAAGGCGGUGGCUGCAGCUUGUUUGCCGUUUUGUCAUUUCAAUUAUAAAUAAUUGUAGAACCCUUUCAUUUUGCCAUCCAACUCACUAAGUCGGGUUAUUCUAAUCGUUUUGGAAAUUACAAAAGCAUCAUCUGCGCCGUAUAACUACUGUUAUUUCAUUUGUACCUACACGAAUAUAGUAUUACGAUGUGGGUGAAUUUACAUUAUCCAGCAGUCUACCUAGUACCUUGUUAGAUUUUCCGAAACAGUGACGAAUUUAACCUUUAACCCGUUCGUCAGACGGUUGUCUGAAAUUACCUUUUUGAUGGAGAACACGAAUAGUAUACGACAUAUUAUAGUGUGAAUGUGCACAUGAUUGUGAGUUUUGACACUAACAGCCUUAAUCUGGGUGUGUUUGCGUCACAAUAAUAUGUCAAACAGUAACAUUUAUUCGACAUUUGACAGUCAAAUAGGUCAAACUCAUAUUAUUUUCUAACUUUUUUUAAAAUUUUUUCAAUGGUCCAUACAAUUAUUUGGGUAUAACAUUAUUGCGAAGGUCAGACCAACGGCAUUAUUCAAAUAAAUUUGUAUAUUUUUUCGAAUAUAACUUUUUAUUCAAAUACAUUUUUUGUAAUCAUAUGAAUAAAAAUGUAUUCGAAUUAUUUUUUAAAUUAAUAUUCAAAUAAAAAAUAAUUAAAAACUAUAUUAUCGUGUUAACAUAUUUGUUGAAUAUUUUUUUUAUUCGAAUAAUCUGUUGGAAAAUGUAUUAUGCGAAUGAUUAUAAAAAAAUCAUUUGGAUAAAUAUUUAGAUGAAAAUUUGCCCAACUGCAUUUUUCUCCUUUUUUCAUACAUCGUCUUUCGCUAUAAUGUGACAUUGUUGUACAUGGUACGCUAUUAAGUAACUCAGUUUGAAUAAUUUUUAAGGGUCUUUCAGUUGUAUUUUCUUCAGCUUUUCGAGUACAAUUAUCCCAUGUUUGUCUUUUAAUUUUUGUUUUGUUUACAUAAUCAUAAUCAUUGUUCACCAUUUGAUGCUUGAAAAUAUUUACCGACCGCUGUUAAAAUACCGGCACUAUAGUUUAUAUUUGAACACUUCCAUUUCAUUUAAUUUGACUCUGCGUUAUCUUACAAAUGAAUAUUUAAUAAUAUUAAUUCUUUUCCGCUUUCAGAAUUAAUACUUUGAAGUUUUCCAUUUUAAUAAAUGAUAUUUGAUAUUGUUUUGUGUCCACCAAACAUCUAAAUUUGAUAACGACUUAUCCAAAUAUUACGGUUUAAGAGACAAUAUCAUUAUUUAUAACUAUUUACAGUGGUCAUUACCGGGCUCCAUAAAUGAUUUUGUAUUUAUAAUAUGUAUCGCUAUAUACAAGCAUACGACUAUAUGAACAAUUAAAAUGAACAACAGUGCUACAAAUAUUACUAGCAAUCGUUUGAAUUCAGAAUUUGAAGUACAAAAAUUAUUUCUUUGAUCUGCUUACAAUCGUUGGAAAUCGUGUUAUCAAAAAGUUAAAACGUUCGCAAUUGUGUAGCACCGGCCAUUUUUAACCACAUGUAUAAUUUAAUUUAAAUAACAAACCGAAUUGGCAUAAAUUGGUUUCCAACACUAUUUUAUCUAGGUGUAUUAUAAUAUAUUUAUCACGUUUACCUCGACGAACGUGCAAUGGUAGGUAAUGCAAAAGAAUUGUCUCGUAACUUUUUACGUACGACUCGACGAUUAUCAACCACGUGCUUGAACUACCAAAUGAAACAGGUACCGGCAUGCCAUGUAGUUGCAUUUUAAUUAUUUUUUUUUUGACGUGUCAAAAGUAAAUUUUAAAGGCUUAAAGUUAAACAAUUUAUUUAAUAAAUUAGGGAGAGAUUGUUCUACAAAAAUUGUCGUAGGGCCAUAAUAAUAUAAUAUUUAUGCACCGCAGUUAUUCGGCAUUAUUUUUUGGGAGUUUCCUACCCUUUGGCUCAAUGCCACGCGUAACGUCAGACGAUUACAAAAACGACGAGUCCACGCUCAAAAAGGGUCGUGGCUGAAGUGUCUGCUGUCGAACUUACCCGUUGAAAAGUUCAAAACCGUAUUCGUUAAACGUUGUUUAGAAAAAACGUUUGACCGUAAAAAAAACCCCGCAGACGCGUUAACGUCUCUUCCUCGUAAUUAAAUUUCUCUAAAAACCGAUUUCGACAGCGACGGUAAAAAUGUCACGUGCAAUUUGCUCGGCUUGCGCGUAAAAAUCGAAACUAAAAAUAAAAUAAAAAAGUGUAAACGACGAAAUAUUUCACUUGUCGUUUUAUCUCCGACGCGCAGCUCUCUCGUGGUUGGAGAAAAUGGUUCGUGAAAUCGGAUCGUCGGGAAAAUCUCUGCAGGCAUUAUAAUAUAUUCUUAGGGUCGCUGCCACGCCGUUUGGCUGACCUCGCCAACGGAUUCGCUCACCGACCCGAUUCGGCGGACAAGACAAGCGCAUAAACCCUCAUACCCAACCAAAGGUUUAUCGCGGCACGAUUGCAUUCCGGUGGUGCCAAUGCCUGUGGGUAUAUCAAAUACUACGAGUAGAGGUACCUACACUUCGUAGAAAUAACCGAAAUUUGUAAUAAAAAUCGUCGAUGUUGAAAAACGAUUGCGUAUAACAAUUUGAUACAAACAAUAAACUUACCUAUUAAUUUCGAUUUUGAAAAUUAACAAAUCAAAAUUACAGUCCAUAAUUAGACCAGUUUCACGUGGUAAAACAUGUUUAAUUUGUUUAUAAUUAAUGCAAUUUGAUUUAUAAUAUCCAUCGUAUUUCUUCUAUUGAACUUCAUAUACCUACUAUAAUAUUGGCGUUUAUAAAAUAUAUAAUAUUAAUAUCUUAUAAGUUAUAAUUAAUAACAAUUCAUUUUUGUAUUAUAUACUGCACGUUGCUUCAACCCAAAAAUUUAUAUUUUUUAUAAUAUAACGGAUAUUAUGUCAUCACAAUAGGUUCUAAUGAUGAAAAAAAAAUGGUUAUAUUACUGGUAAUUUUUUCAGCGCGAUGUUUUAUUUUUUAGUUUCUACUAUGGGCAAUUGCACGUAAAUUGUUCGUUAUUUACUCAAGUACAAGGUCGUUCGUCAAUAUAAAACUAUUCUAAUGAGGUUUUUAACAAAACAAUUAAAUAUUGCCUAGUCACUUAGAAAAACCAUUUAACACAAGUAUGAAUAAAAAUUGUAUUUAAUAAUAAAUAUACAUUUUAGGCGAAGAUUUUCUCUAGGUGUAAGGUUACUAUAUCUGUGCUAAUUAUAGACGUGUAUAACAAACGAUUCAAGUUUGAACUAGGUGUUCAAUAACUUUAACAUACCAUUAAUUAUGUACACUUCGAUCUCACGGUUGGAUAUACAACAUAUUUCUCUAUGCAAAUACCCUGAAAAUUCAAACACUAUUUAAAUAUUGUCCUUUCAUCUCAAAAUAUUCUAAGACAAUUUAUUAAAUACUUAAUGUCACCUUUCUCAAUAUCUAUAUUAAUUGAAUCGAUUGUUAAUAUUUUACCAAAUAUAAUAUAUAUUUUAAUGAUCUCUAUCAUUAAAGUUAUAUUAUAGUUAUAUUAUAGUUCAUUAUUCAAUUCACGGCGAUUCUUGAUGAUGACGCACAAAGGCAAUAAUAUAGCAUAUUGUUCAAUAACUGUUAAUAAAUACAUCCACGAACAACACUUCUUCGAAUUUAAAACCCGACAUUUAUUUGUUGUAGUGGAAAGUUUUCCGAGUAACAUGAAAAACAUAACAUUAAAAAAAAAAUCACACAAAACAAAAUGUUUGCCGAUAUUAUCCUAAUUAGAAAAUUCGUUUUCAAUUUAAUUACUUACUUUGAAUGUAAAAAUAACAAAGAACGCGAACUACACGGAAGACAUUUUGCGUUGGCUUUGGAAAAACAAAAUACACGGAAGCAAUGUUUUCUGUUGCCUAGACGACUUGAACCUAUGUAGGUCCACGAAAAUAAAAAUAUAAUUUCAAUAAAAUACAUUCGUUGCACUAGUCGUGAAACCAUUUGGAUUGUUUGAGAACACAAAAUAUUCUUAUAUACAUUUAGGUAUUAGGUUUAGUUCAUAAUAUAUUUCCAUUAUUUAAUUACAUUGCAUUACUAAUUAGUAUUACACUACUUCGGCUACCUAUACCUACCCGAGGACCGAGAAAACGACCCGUCCGACGGAUCGAUAUACGUUCGCCAAAUAUAAUAUAACCGCAUAAAUCUCUUUUUAAAUCUAAUAACGAAUAAGUAAUUUGUAUCGGCUUGGAAAUCUGUUCUAACAUGUCCAAACAUUUUGCGUUUGGUACGAAUGGGAAUAUUUCCACUGAUUACGUCGCCGCUGCAAUCUUUCAACUAUAAUAUUAUUAUUAUCUCGUCGAGUAGCAUAGCACACAUAACUUGCAUACAUUUUCUUCGCACCAAAAACACACAACUUCGAUCUUAGUUUGGUUUUAAUUAAAACCGCGUACACGAUGAGCGGACAUUUCGUCUUAUUGUUGUAUAAUGGGACUUUUUUGAUUAAUAGUAAAACGUUUACUCGAUAAUUGAGAAAACAAUCCGUACCUAUACCUAUCGGUACCGGGUGGUGGGUACGUUCGAUUUUAAGUUUUAUGUGGAAACUAAAUCGAUUAAUAUUAUACGUGCCUAUAUAUAAUAUUAUAUACCUGUGAAAUUGAAGUGCAAAACAAAUCUUCUCGAUUUAUGCCGAAAAAAAAACAAUCGCUCGUGUAAUUCGUUUACAAUUCCCGAAAGAUACUUAUCUUAAUAACACCGCGCUUUCCGUGAGACCCUCAUUAAAACGUUUCAUUUCUAGUGCCAAUAAAUGGCGAUAGUCGUUGAACACGAAAAUAAAUUGUUGAAUCUACCAAACAGUUUUAUUUUCACAUCAAAAAUUUAAAACUUAUUAAUUCGGAUUAACGAUUUGACCCACGCCCUAGCAGGUAGAUACUGCAGAUAGUCUUGCUCGGGCUUAAAUCAAUAAUUCCUAUAAUCGAAGUUCGAAGUUUGUGAACAUAAAAGUCUAAAUAAAUUGAUAAAAUGUUUUUUUCUCUCAUAAACUGUUCUAUAUGUCAAAAACUUACUUUGAAAAGUAUAACAUCAAAUUUAUAUGAUAGGAAAACCGUUUGAAAAAAAUCAACAUUUAAAAUUAUAAAAUUCUAAAUAAUAUUAGUUCCCAAUGAAAACAAACUAUAAUUUACACGUACAUUGCGCUUAUAUAGAUUUAUAACCUCUACGGUUCUACUAUAAAUUUCUAGUUACUUAUAAGAUGAACUAUACUAUAUUGUAUCACAAGGUAUUUAUCUAAUAUAUUCGAAUGGUUUUUGUUAACAAUAUCAAACAAACAGUUAUAAUUACAAUAAUAACUACAAAUAAAUAAAUAGACAUGUAUAAAAUAAAAUAGGGUAAUUAGUCAUCUCAGGUAAUUUUCCAGUUCAGAUUGGUAACUAUCGACGGGUAAAGCUAUAUUAUUAUACAUGUCGGGAGAUUUGAGCCAUUUUACAGCUUGUUCGUCUAAGACUUAGACUUAGACCCUAAGUUGUUAAGAUCAGGCAGACUGCCUCAAAAGGAAUACACACAACACCCAUACUAUAUAUGUACUAUUGUCGUUAAAAAGUAUUGCUUUUACAGAUAUAUAUUAUAGGUACCAUUUCUAUACCUAAUUAAAACUCAAAACUCAAAAUUUGUUGAUUUAGGCAGUUACGUUUCUGUAGCGCCAUAAUAUUCAAAUAUCUAUACCCAUUAUUUUCUAUUAACUUAUAAUUUGUACCACACAUUUUAGAAUUUACAUCAAAAUAUUUCACAUAGAAAAAACCCAUUUUGGUACAAUAUGCUACAAUUAAUUUUAAAGCAAAAUUGGGAAAUUUGAAUUUUGCGGUGCCAAAUUAAUGUACCUUAUUUAUGCUAAAUUUCCAGAUUUCAUUAUUAUACAACACUAUGUAAUACACCUAUACUCAUAAAUUAUAAAAAUAUAUAUCUGUACAUUAUAACCUAAUAAUAAGUUAAAUUUAAUCAAAAUUAAAAUCCAUCAAAUACAUUCAUCCAUUAAUAUAUUAAUAUAUUAUGUCAAUUUUUCCAACGAAAAACGUAUAUAAAUUAUUAUAACUUAUAUGUUAUUAUACAUAUAAGUAAUUUAAUAAUUAUUUUUAUUCAAGUAAAAGCCGCUGAAAAACAAUUAAAUGAAACUAUUUAUUUAUAAACAUAACAUUAAAUUACAUUUUUUAUAACUUGAUUGUCCAGUGUCCAUUUCAUAUUUUUAAAACCAUAAUAAUUAGUAAAAUAUAUUAAUAUUACUACAUUUACACAGACCUGAUUUUUAAUUAGAUUAGCAUAAAUUAUAAAUUCACAUCACUAUAAUAUCAUUAAAUACGAUUACCAAUGAUUACCCGUGUGAAAAAAUAUGAUAAUUUUUCAAAGUAGGUUUUGGUUAAACAACAAUAUAUAAUUAUAUCGAUGAUAAUGUAUACGUAGCACCUGAUUAGUACAAAAAUUUAUUAUGCUCAGAAAUAAAAUAUUUAUAACGUUCAUUAUGGCAUUAAUCAAUUUUUAUAUUUCCUUUACAACUUUUAAACUAACUAAACAUAAAAAACGAACCCAUUUCGUUCAAAACUACCCAAAAGUGGUAAAGGUCGGUCACCAUGUCAUCAUUGGACAUAUAAAAACAAAAUAUAAGAGGAAACUUAUAAAAAAAAUGUCCUCAAAUUAAUGCAUUAUAAAAUGUUGGAUUUGUCUUUCUAUUUUACAAAAAUGUUAUUUCAAACGUUGAUAAAAACCAUAAUUUGAAUAUAAUAACCAAGAGCAAUGAUAAUAUCUAUUGUAAUAUAAAACGUAUUUUGUCAUUUAAAAUAUUUAAUUUAAAUCAUUAUACUUGUCCUCUUCAAUAAGUUACCAUUGUUAAAUCAAACUUGUCCAACAAGUUUCGUUUGAAGGACAUUUUGAUAUGAUAAUAUUUUAAUUCUUAUUUAAAUGCAUGGUUAUGUUGGUUUAUGAAAAAUAUAGUGACUUUUUCCGUUUUAGUUAUAUAAGUCUAUAGUCGCAUACUAUAGUGUUAUCUGAAAACGGUUAACCUAUUCAGAACGACAAAUAUUUGUUUCUCUAGGUCCACAAUGUGCAAUGUUUUUGUGAUCAGUCGUUUAUCUUUCUCGUCGUACGAUAUUAAAUAGGUGUGCAAUAUUAAUAAUAAUACGUAUUCAUACGCGUCACAGACACUUCAAGAAAUAUCACCAGAUCUUCUAUCACGUUUUCGUUAGUUAUUGUUGGAAAUGUAUGAGAAUAAAAUAAAAAUGUUUAAAAGGUCGUCUAUUUGCAUGCAUAUGUAUAAUAUAAUAUAUUAUAUAUACCUACUGUAUUCUCACGAGUCACAGCGCAAUUUGUACAUUUUUAUACGCUACAUACAAUCGUCCGAGAAAAGCAAAGCGAAAACGUGGUCCAUGCCAGGUAUGCCUUUACUUUACACUCGUCGGGCGCAUUUAUCUGAAUAAAUAAGGUACGAUUCGACACACUAUAAAAUGUGUCCAAAGUCCAAAUAAUGAAAACGUUUUAUGCGCACGUACUUUUCAAAUCGCCCCCAUCGAAAUAAGCGUCGUUUUAUUUGUUCGAUUUUUUUAUUUCUCACACCCAUAAAUAAGAAAUAUACUAUAUCUUUCCCUCGCAUAUAAGCUCGUCGAGUAGUACUUUUGUUGGAAAAGGAGAGAAAUCUUCGCCCUUAAUGAUAUGCUGGUACAGCGCACACCCCGGUUUGAUUCGAUUGAAAUCGCGCGUAUAUUCGCUUCGGGCACUUGGCCGUCUACUACUCCGUCGCUUUUAUCCGCCCGGAUACUCUAACAUCACAAUAUUUUAAAAUUAUUAAUGUAUUUUCGUCGUUAUACCUCCCCACCCUUCUCCAAUAUUUCGAUUUAACUAUAUCGCACCAUAGUAGGUACUAAAAAAAUAUUAUAAAAUCACCUGACUAUAUUAUUAUAAUAUAGAUAGCUCAAGGCGAAAUUCCAAUUUAAACUUUUAAGUAAAACAACGCGCGCGUGCUUUACUUUUAGAUUCCUAGUGGAACGAUUUAUAUGUUACGUUUUCGGUUUCUUUCUAUACGUAGUAAGGUAUGUGUUAUUCGUCGGCAAGCACCUAACCUAACCUAACCGGCUAUUACGUGUUGGAUAGGUAUGGGCUAUUAUAAUACUUUAUGUCGCCGAAUAGUGAAUACGUAUCCUUCUCGAUCCUGUAUAAAAACACAAUCACAGCUACGGUUGGAAAAAAUGAAAAAUAAAUUAAUCAUUCUCUGUUAAAUUAUUUUCGAUCGUAUACCUAUAGAAUAUAUUACACUGUAUUAUUAUAUACCUACGCAUACGCUUACUCCAGAACCCGUUACGUUAAAUCGAACAUUCAAAUCUUUUCGGUUUAUCUGACGUUUUCUAUAGACGCCUUUGCUCGUCACCGGAAUAGCAAAAUAUAUUUUUGAUAGUAAAAUAAAUAAUAAUAAAGAAAACAAUACAGCAGCAGCAUAUUUUAUUUUACAUGCGUACAUGGAGGGUUCUAUAAAAUAGGCCGUUGGGGAGAAGUGGCAAAGCAUCAAAUUAACCCCAUCCUAUAAUAGAAUCUAUUUUGUUGGCACCUUUAUAUUAUACAAAUAUAAUAUGAGUACAAUAAAUGAAUAAAAUAUAAAUAAAAUUUUAUGUUUUAUUAUCACACCUAGAAGACAAAAAAAAAUUGAACAAUGUACAAUAAACACGUAAAAUAUUUUCAUUUUUUACCAUGGCGAUUGAAGACAAACAAUUGAGAAUAUUGAUUCACAGUGACAAAUACAUUUGAAAUUAUUCAUAAAUAAAAAAAAAAAAAAAAAUAAAAAAUGUAUUUAAAAUAAAUUACUCAGCCGGUUGUAAAAUAAGAUGGUUGUGAAUAUUAUUAGUUGAUAUUAUAUAAUUGGGAUGUGAUACGUAUGUGAAUGUAUAUAUUAUUUAUAUAAUAGAUUCCUACUGGAAAGGAACUUCGAUCUGAAGAUAAUUUUAAGGAAUGAGACUUAUACUCAAUGUGGAUAUGCAAAAAGGUAUUUAUAACUUAUAGGUAAUACUCGAGCUCGAGGUGCUAUAAAUACCGGAGGAAUAAUAAUGAUAAUAAUAAUAUAUCCUCACUGUACUUUUUAGUACACCUAAAUCAUUAAAAAAAACGAUAUCAGAGAGAAUAAAAACCGAUUAUUCUGGUCGGCGUUCGAAGUUCAAAGUAUUAUUACCCGAUAUUUUUUACCUCUGAUAAACACAGACGCGUUUAAUGUAUCAAAAACAGCCGUUUGUUGUGUUCGAGACAUAACUUUCGUCCAGUUUGCAUCCAAUAUUGACCAGCUGCCGGCGAUGCGGCGUCAUGUGUUCCGAUUUUCUAGGUACAUUAUAAUAACACACAAACGAUUCAAACACAUAAUAUUAUACGCAUGUUACAUUUUUAUUAAAUAUUCCAAUAUCCGUAUAUAAUACGGAACCUAUACCCCAAAGUGUGUACUGUGUAUAUCAUAUGCUUAAUAUUAUUAUGUUUAAAUGUAAUAUUUUAUCAUUGUAAAAACGUACGAACAAACGAGCGGUAUAAUAUAAGACGUAAUAAAAAAAUUUUACAAUAUUAAUAAUAAUAUAUUACAGCAAAACGUGACGGAUGUGGACGAAAUAUUGUAUAACACCUACGUGUAUAUAAUAAUAUGAUAUUUCUGUAAUAUGUAUAAAUAAUAAUAAUGGGUACGUUCGAAACAUACUGUAUAUUAUUAUAUACGAUAUAUUAUAAUAAUAAUACGACGUUGCGUUUUUGUCCCGUGACAUUUUCGUAUAUAUAUUUUAUUCGAUAAAUUAUAAAUUGUUGGUAUAGUAACACAUUCGUUUUUAUUGUUUUUAUUAUUAUUAAGACAAUUUUUCGGUUUUUAUUUGUGUGUUAAGUUUUUUUAUUUGGUUUCCGCAAAUGUCUAAAAAUAUUAUAUUAUAAUGUUAUUUAAAUGAAUGCGUUGCUCAAUGUUUUACCUAUUUUGUUAAUUAUACGUUUUUAAAAAUAAUUUAAUGUUUCUAGGUAAUCGACGUUUAUGUGUUAGCCAAAAACCGUUUGUAAUUGUAAUUAUUCAACAAUUUAUGACAUUUAAUAUUGUAAUAAAAUGUUCUAAUAAAAUAUAAUAAUUCAUAUAUGACUCGUUAUAUUAUGUAUUCAUUUGAUGAUUACAAUUUUUUUAUUUAUUACAUUAACGAAAAGCUUCGUUCGUUUAUUUUAAAUAAUUAUUGUUAUGAAUCAGAACCGUCACGGAGAUACCUACGUCAUAUGCACUAUACAUUGUAACAAUAACUAUUUUUUCCUUGGCCGUUUAAAUAUUAUUUUUUUUAUCUAAUUAAUUGUGUCAACAUACUUCAUAUUUUUAACAUGUUAUAAAAUUACAACAAUAUUACAUAUACUUAUUGUAUUUAUAGUUAUAAUUUAUGUUACAUAUUGGAUAAUAAAAGUGUGAAAUUUGCAUAAAGCCGCCUAGUUAAUCAUCUAGGAAUAUAUUUUCUUGGGAUGGGCGUGGUUUUAGCCUAGGCUUGCAUGUUUUUAGUAAAUUUUGAAAUAAGACAUGUCCUUAUUCCUUUAUUACUGUGAAAGUUUUUUUAAUUGAUUAAUAAUUAAUUAUUCAAGUUUAUAUAUUGUAGGGUAAUCCCGUGUCGUUGUGUGAAAUAUAAUUAAAUAAUGUCAAAAUAUGUAGCUGUUUAUUUCGCAUGGACCAAGGGGAUUUUACUAUUUUAGCGAUAUUUACACUAACUUAUUUUGGAGCAUUUUUGAUUUUCGUUCGAGAAGCGGCAAUCCAUAACUACUGGACAUACGCAAGUAAGUAGCCAUCUUGUCAGAAGAGAACAUUUCAACUGCAUGGCUUAAUUGUAGUCUGUGAUUUAAUCAAGGAUUUUAUUGUAUUUUCAUCGCUGUUUAUCCAUUGUUUAGUUUUUUUUUUUUUAAUAUUAUAAUAAUUUGACCAUUAAUUGGGCGUUUUAUUGCACUUACCUACAUACAUGUAAUAUAAUAAUAAAAAUAAGUCAGGUAAAGC